Octopus sinensis (East Asian common octopus) is the source of this 2274-nucleotide messenger RNA. Its product is annotated as integrin alpha-9. Gene Ontology annotation, molecular function: integrin binding. The coding region runs from base 465 to 2174 and encodes 569 amino acids. The transcript is spliced from 15 exons. The record is from RefSeq and is a predicted model, not a curated record. Gene Ontology annotation, biological process: cell-matrix adhesion; integrin-mediated signaling pathway; cell adhesion mediated by integrin. Lineage: Eukaryota; Metazoa; Mollusca; Cephalopoda; Octopoda; Octopodidae. Gene Ontology annotation, cellular component: integrin complex; external side of plasma membrane.
AACCAAAAGGGCGGCGAGCUGGCAAAGUCGUUACCACGCCGCGUAAAAUGCUUAGCAGCCGAUAAAAUAUUCUUAAUUUUAUUAAUUCUUAAAACAUUGUUUUUAUUUAAAGACAGUCGAAAGUUUGUUAAGGGAGAUAUCUGUGGAUCAGUACUUAUACAAAAGUUUAGUUUCGUUGAAGUUAUUUGCUUAAGUACUACUUCAACAUUUCCCACACAUGUUGACAACAGAACUUAAUCAGUCAACAGCAACAUGAAGGAUGUUAGUACUUCCGACAGCUAGCCUCAAAUUUUAGCUAUUCAAUAUGUUUUCUCGUAGUUACUUUUAUAAAACUGUUAAUGCCAAAUUCUAACCUCAAUCGAUCCGUAUUCAACAGCCAAAUCAAACCUGUUCAUUUCUAAGAGAGUUUUGCACUCGCUGAAUUUAGCAAAAGGAAAUAUUUCGUUUCAGACAUUAAUCUUAACAUGAAGUUACUGGAUGUCAUAAGUUUUGGAUUUUUCCUAAUAAUUAACUCUAGGAUAUUUGCGUUUAAUAUCGACACGAAUUUUCCUAUAAUAUUUAAAGGAGAAACUGAUUCUAUGUUUGGAUUUUCGCUAGCCAUUGCAGAACAAGACUCCAACAUUUGGCUUUAUGUAGGUGCCCCAAGGGGAAAUAAAUUAGUAAAGAUAAACAAUAACUUUUCAUAUCAGAAUCGUGCUGGCAGUAUCCUUCUUUGCAACGCUUCAUAUGCUUGGGUUGAUGAGAAACAAUGUAGUGAGAUGCUAUUUCCUAAAGAAGCGGGUGUAUCCAUCCAUGACAUGACAGGGUUCUCAAUGACCGUUGUACCCAAGCCAAACACUGAUAAGCCAAAUAAGAUUUUGUUUUGUGCCCCUUUGUGGUCGAAGAAAUUUUACCACCUUGGAAAAUGUUAUGAAGCUAAAAUUGGUGAGAUAACGAACAUUGCUCCAACCAUAAUUCCCCAAAACAUCUCGGUGGAUGGUCGAUUUGUUUACUUAUCAGCAGGAUUUUCUGUACAUUCCUUUAAGAAUGGUGAUGUGUCCUAUGGCGUACCAGGAACAAAUAAUUGCAGUGGUUUAAUUUUCAUGGACAAAUUAUCAACGGGGACUCAAAAAAAUGUUACAAUAAAUUCAAAAGUUACUCCAAGUUAUUUGGGCUUUUCCAUUUAUUCUGGAAAAUUCACAAAAGGAAAAACUGAAUUUCUUAUAGGCGGUGCUCCUAAAUUCAACGACACAGGGCGAGUUGACAUUUUUAAUAAACAGUAUAGUUCCACCUGGAAUGAAAUCGGUUCUCAGAUGGGUUCUUACUUUGGUGCUGCUCUUUGUGCCGUGGAUGUUAACCAUGAUGGCUGUGACGAUCUUUUAAUCGGGUCUCCGAUGUACAAAGCAAAAAUCGCAAUGGAAGGAAAAGUCAAUGUUUACAUCAGCCAGUGUACUGCACGGAUAUCAUUUUGGGAUCCUAAACCGCUGUUUGGAUCAAAGGGACGAAAUGCACAAUUUGGAAAUGCUAUUGCUGAUGUUGGUGAUUUGAAUAAUGACUUAUAUAAGGACGUUGUGAUUGGAGCGCCAUUUGAAGACGAUAAUAUUGGUUGUAUUUAUAUUUAUAAUGGAGGAAAAGAAGGACUUGCCAAUGAUACAGUGCAAAGAAUUUGCGGAGGAACUUUUAAAACUCUCUUAGGCUUUGGUUGGAGUAUUUCAAAGUCGGUUGAUGUAGACAAAAAUGGUUAUAACGAUUUUGCUGUCAGUGCAUUGAUUUCCAACAAAGUUGCCAUUUUGAGAGGUCGUCCUAUCAUAGAAGUUUCGGUUAAUAUGGAUCUAAACAAUGCAAACUUGUCCGAAUCAAAUAUAAUUAAUAUUACUCUUAUUUUCUUAUAUAAUACUAAACAUUCAUCUUCAAACGAUUUGGUCCUGGGCUAUAAACUGGAAGUUGAUACAGCCACAGUUCGUUCGAAUAAACGUUUACGCCUGAGUGACAGUGUUGGCUCAGAUACAGAAAUAGAAGAAAAAAUCACAUUAAAAAGAAAUGAAAGUGUUUCCAAAACAUUCACUGCAGUUUUGAAAUCAAACAUUGCUGACUUCUUAACGCCUCUCAAGUUCAAUUUAUCCUACUGCAUCCAUUCGCAUAAGAAUUUGCGGACAAACUUCGACCAAUUUUCAAUCGAAAAAAAGAUGUCUUGAAAGUACUUAGGUUCGAGAAGCAAUGUUUAUCUGAUGAUGAAUGCAAAGCUGAUCUCGUGUUAUUCAUGCGGAACAUGGGCAGAGUAUUUGUAAACGAAAC